Messenger RNA from Microdochium trichocladiopsis, 1757 nucleotides. Its product is annotated as phosphotransferase enzyme family protein. The record is from RefSeq and is a predicted model, not a curated record. NCBI's taxonomy places the organism in Eukaryota, Fungi, Ascomycota, Sordariomycetes, Xylariales, Microdochiaceae. The coding region runs from base 231 to 1340 and encodes 369 amino acids. The transcript has 2 exons.
CGGCACUUUCUUUUUGCCUCGGCCCUUCUCCGCAUCAGAGUAGCGGCGGCGCCACAUCCGGCUGGACAGCGUCGAUCAACGCGGAUCCACCUCACCUCACUUAAUUGUCGAGGGGGUUUCGCGAGACACCAUAUCCAAGUGUCACCGUCUGCCUUGUGACGCCGUAGGCCACCCUCUCUGCACUCGCGACCGGACCAAGGAUCCGAGGGACCCCCGUCACAUCGAGAGCAAUGGCGGGCCGAGUGCGCCAGCCGAUUGACGUGGGUGCUCUCGAGGCAUACUUGUGUGACAAGAUAAGCGGCUUCAAGGGCCCGCUCGAGGUCAAGCAGUUUGGCUUUGGCCAGUCCAACCCGACAUACCAGCUCGUUUCGGGCACCGGCACGAAAUACGUCAUGCGCAAGAAGCCUCCCGGGAAGCUGCUGUCGACUUCGGCACACCAGGUCGAGCGCGAGUACCGCAUUCUGCACGCCCUAGCUGGGACCGACGUGCCUGUCCCGGCUGUGUACUGCCUGUGCGAGGACACGGCAGUCAUUGGCACGGCGUUCUACGUCAUGGAGUUCCUCGAUGGCAGGAUCAUCGAGGACGCCGCCAUGCUGGAGUAUCCCGCCCAAGACAGAAGUCUCAUGUGGCAGUCCGCAGUCGAGACACUCGCCAAGCUGCACCGCAUCGACUACAAAGCCCUGGGCCUCGACACCUUUGGCAAGAGCAGCGGAUUCUACAACCGCCAGCUCAAGACGUGGCAGAUCACCGCCGCGUCCCAGGAAAAAGCCGUCGACGUCGACACGGGCGAGCCUGUAGGCAGCAUCCCGCACUUCCCGCAGCUGCUCGCCUACUUUGCCAGAGAGCAGCCGCGGGACCGGGCGACCAUCGUGCACGGCGACUUCAAGAUCGACAACCUCGUCUUCCACAAGACGGAGCCCCGCGUCAUCGGCGUCCUGGACUGGGAGAUGAGCACCAUCGGCCAUCCGCUGUCCGACCUCUGCGGCCUUCUGGGCGUGUACUACACGACAGACGCCGACGUGGAGUGGACAAUGCAGAACAGGGCCUUCAAGGCCGGCUGCACGCCGGGCCUGCCGACCGUCGACGGGGCGCUGGGCCAGUACGCAGCCGUGGCAGAGUGGGAUCCCAAGCCGGACAUGCAGUGGGCCAUGGCGUUCUCCAUGAUGAGAGGCGCGGUGAUAUGCCAGGGCAUCGCUGCGAGGGCGGCGAGGCGCCAGGCGUCGAGCGAGGAGGCAAAGAGGUAUGCUGACUCGUUUGUGCCCAUGGCCGAGUAUUCUUGGGCAUUGGUGCAGCGGCGGGCUGCCGAGAAGGGGAUCGAGCCGGGGGCGUCCAAAUUGUGACCUGGGUGGAUAUCGUCUGGAGACUGCAAGCAAAGGGAGUCAAAGAAAAGGUUAUGUUGUUUGGUGAGAGACAUCAUCUAGCCAGCCUCUGAAAUGAUCGUCGGCAUGUGAUAAUGGAAUUGCUACAGAUAUGAUGUUCUGAUUUAUCGAGGUGGAAAUGUAGCAUUAGUCUAUCCACUCUCCUUGAACUUCUGUGGGCUGACUUAUUGCUCGGAUCUUUGAUGGCAGCUUACGGUUUAUGGGAGGGAGAUCAAGACAGCAUUGACUAAGGUGGAGAGAAGAGUAUAAGAGGUGCGGCACAAGACUUGUGCGUGUGGGGCCUCUGUCAUCCACAACCGGAGUUCUGUUCGGCCGUCUCCCAGUGGAUGGUGUGCGUACAGGUAGUCCUUGGCAGGGAGGAGAGCUACUCGGUGAGGC